Anisakis simplex (herring worm) is the source of this 2466-nucleotide messenger RNA. Lineage: Eukaryota; Metazoa; Nematoda; Chromadorea; Rhabditida; Anisakidae. The record is from the annotation of a GenBank genome assembly.
AUGUCGACGUGGGAGGAGUAUUUGGCUAACCAGGCCAAUAUCGAUGGCAUCCAAAUGACCUGGAAUAUGUGGCCUCAUUCUCGUCUCGAUGCCCAAAGAUUGGUCGUUCCCGUGUCCGUCUUCUUUACUCCUCUCAAGGAGCGACCUCUGGAUCAACCGCAGCAGCCACCGUUAGAAUAUGAUCCUGUCCUAUGUCAAAAACAAUCAUGCAAGGCUAUUCUCAAUCCGUUAUGUAUGGUUGAUUACCGAAGUAAAAGUUGGACAUGCCCAUUCUGUAAUCAACGUAAUCCCUUCCCACCACACUAUGGAAUGAUCGCUGAAGACAAUCGUCCACCUGAGUUGUAUCCACAAUUCACCACCAUUGAAUAUACUCUCAAAAAAGCCACCACAAUGCCACCGAUAUUCGUGUUCGUAGUAGACACUUGUAUGAGUGCCGAAGAAUUGAAAGCGUUGAAAGAAUCCAUCCAAACCGCACUUUCACUGUUGCCAGCUGAUGCCCUUGUUGGUUUGAUUACUUUUGGACGUAUGGUUGAGUUACAUGAACUCUCGGUUCAGGGCAUUUCACGGGCAUACGUUUUCAAGGGUACCAAAGAGGUGACGCAAAAGCAGUUGAAAGAUAUCAUUUCGAUCAAUAUCGGCACGGCUGGUAGCCAUGAUCAUUCGGGUGCACAGAACAGACCGGCUGGACAACCGGGUGCAAUGCCUGGCGCCGGAGGUCCAACGCCAGUCGCGGGAAUGCCACCGCAGCAGAGACCGCCAUUCUCGGCCGGUCCGGGAGGCGCACAAAUGCCUGGUGGUGGUCAGCAGAUGCCCGGAGGCCCAGGAGCGCAACAUUCUCAGCUACCUUACAAUAAAUUCAUUCAGCCGAUCAAUGAUUGUGAUCAAUCGAUAAACGAUUUGAUCGAGCAAAUCCAACCGGAUCGUUGGCCUGUUCCACAGGGACACCGUCCAAUUCGUGCCACUGGAAGCGCACUUGCCGUCGCAGUCACUCUCCUUGAGGUAUGUUUCCCAAACACAGGGGCUCGCAUAAUGACAUUUAUCGGAGGGGCAUGCACACACGGUCCUGGCUCAGUUGUGGGCGAAGAGCUGAAGAAUCCGAUCCGAUCAUGGCAUACAAUCAAAGAGGACAAUGCUCCCUAUAUGAAAAAAGCAACGAAAUUCUACGAUGGAUUGGGUGCACGUGCCGUGAAGAAUGGUCACGUUAUAGAUAUCUAUUCUUGUGCUCUCGAUCAAACUGGACUGAAUGAAAUGCGUGCUUGUUUCAAUACAACAGCUGGUAAUGUUGUGAUGGGUGACAGUUUCAAUUCGUCGCUUUUCAAGCAAACCUAUCAGCGUGUCUUCGAAAAGGAUGCAUCUGGAAGUCUGAAAAUGGGAUUCAACGCCACAAUGGAGGUGAAAGUAGGGGGUGGUUUGAAAGUGGAAGGUAUGUUGGGAUGUUGUGCGAAUGCAAACGUGAAGAAUGCAUCCGUAUCGGAUAAUGAAAUGGGUAUCGGGGGUACGUGUCAGUGGAAGUUUUGUGCAUUGUCACCGAAAGCAACCGUUGCCGUUUUGCUGGAAAUUGUGGCUCAGCACGGUGUAGCAGUAGCUCAAGGUUCACGUGGUGUGAUACAGUUCGUCACACAAUACCAACAUCCAGACGGUCGUAAGCGAAUUCGUGUCACGACAACUUGCCGAAAUUGGGCUGAUUUCUCCACACAACAACCACAAAUUGCGUACGGCUUCGAUCAGGAAGCUGCAGCCGUGAUAAUGGCUCGUUUAGCAUCAUGGCGUGCCACGAAUGAAAAUGAUACGCCAGAUGCGUUGAGAUGGGUGGAUAGAAGUCUGAUUAGAUUGUGUCAGAAAUUCGGAGAAUAUCAUAAGGAUGAUCCAGCCUCAUUCCGUCUAUCGGAUAAGUUCUCAUUGUUCCCACAGUUUAUGUUCCAUUUACGUCGGUCACAAUUUCUGCAAGUCUUCAACAAUUCGCCUGAUGAAACGGCCUAUUAUAGGCACAUAUUAAUGGCUGAGAACGUUUUGGAGAGUACGACAAUGAUUCAGCCAGUUCUAUUUGCGUAUUCAUUCAGUGGUCCACCUGAACCCGUAUUGCUGGAUACUUCUUCAAUUCUGCCCGACAGAAUCUUGCUUAUGGACGAUUACUUCCAUGUUCUUAUAUAUCAUGGACAGACAAUAGCUGCAUGGCGCAAAAUGAAUUAUCAAGACGAUCCACAGUAUGGAGCGUUCAAACAACUGCUCGAAGCACCAGUCGCAGAUGCUGCUGCGAUUCUGCAGGAACGUUUCCCGAUGCCACGUUACAUCGUCACUGAAUACGAAGGUUCACAGGCUCGUUUCCUACUGUCGAAAGUGAAUCCAUCGUUAACACAUAAUAAUCCUUAUGCAGCGGAGGGAGGUGCACCGGUAUUUACUGAUGAUGUCUCAUUACAAGUCUUUAUGGAGCACUUGAAGAAGUUGGCCGUUUCGUCGUCAACUUGA